Molecule: messenger RNA, 2523 nt
Organism: Hevea brasiliensis (rubber tree)
Lineage: Eukaryota; Viridiplantae; Streptophyta; Magnoliopsida; Malpighiales; Euphorbiaceae
Product: E3 ubiquitin-protein ligase ORTHRUS 2
Exons: 9
Coding region: 90-2309 (739 amino acids)
Biological process (GO): protein ubiquitination; negative regulation of gene expression via chromosomal CpG island methylation
Molecular function (GO): ubiquitin protein ligase activity; metal ion binding
Source: RefSeq, a predicted model, not a curated record
UUACCCCAUGGGCUCUGACCAACCAAAAACUACAUCCAAACAAUAGCGACCAAGACCCGCUUCUAAUCUCUGCUUCUUCUUUGACUCUAAUGGCGCACUCUUGCCAACUUCCCUGUGAUGGCGAUGGCAUUUGCAUGAUCUGCCUCAAUAAGCCAUCACCCGAAGAGACUCUCACUUGCAACACAUGUGGUACUCCCUGGCACGUAACUUGCCUCUCCUCUCCACCACAAACCUUAACAGAUACUGUCCAAUGGGACUGCCCGGACUGCUCUAUGCUCAAUCCGGCUGUAGCCGGAGGAUCACUGAGUUACUCUGCCGCCCUGAUCACUGCGAUUCGGGCCAUCGAGUCUGACGAUUCACUCUCUGAGUUCGAGAAGGCCAAGAGACGGCAGCAGCUCUUGAGCGGAGGCGCUCCGUCCUCUGAAGGCGAGGAUGCCAAUUCCGAUAAGAAGAGGAUCAACGGUGAUAAUGAUAUACUUGAUAUUUUCGAUGGCGGAUUAAACUGUUCCUUUUGCAUGCAGUUACCUGAUAGGCCUGUUACGACACCAUGUGGUCAUAACUUUUGCCUCAAGUGCUUCCAGAAAUGGACUGGACAAGGAAAGCGCACGUGUGCAAAUUGCCGCAAUCAAAUCCCCUCCAAGAUGGCAAGCCAACCUCGAAUCAAUGCUGCACUUGUUGUUGCCAUCCGCAUGGCAAAGAUGUCCAAAUCCAGUACUGCUGGAGGACCACCUAGUGUAUAUCAUUUUGUCCACAAUCGAAACAGACCGGACAAAGCAUAUACCACUGAAAGAGCAAAGAAAGCUGGAAAGGCUAAUGCUUGUAGCGGAAAGAUCUUUGUCACUGUUCCCCCUGAUCACUUUGGGCCAAUUCUUGCUGAGAAUGAUCCAGUGAGAAAUCAGGGUGUUUUGGUUGGAGAGUUGUGGGAAGAUAGGCUAGAAUGUCGACAAUGGGGUGCCCACCUUCCCCAUGUUGCAGGUAUUGCUGGUCAAUCAACUUAUGGUGCCCAAUCAGUGGCUCUUUCUGGAGGUUACGUAGAUGAUGAGGACCACGGUGACUGGUUCCUUUACACUGGGAGUGGAGGAAGGGACCUGAGUGGCAAUAAACGCACAAACAAGGCACAGUCCUUUGAUCAGAAAUUUGAAAAGUUGAAUGAGGCUUUACGAUUAAGUUGUCGUGAAGGUUAUCCUGUGAGAGUAGUGAGGUCUCACAAAGAAAAGCGUUCUUCUUAUGCCCCAGAAAAUGGCGUACGUUAUGAUGGUAUUUAUAGGAUUGAGAAGUGCUGGCGUAAGAAUGGAAUGCAGGGCUACAAAGUUUGCAGAUACCUUUUUGUCAGAUGUGACAAUGAACCUGCACCGUGGGCAAGUGAUGAUCAUGGGGAUCGUCCAAGGCCUCUGCCAGUCAUCAGGGAGUUAGAGAAUGCCAUUGAUAUAACUGAAAGGAGGAGAUCUCCAUCCUGGGACUAUGAUGAGGAAAAAGGUUGUUGGAUGUGGAAGAAACCUCAACCAAGCAGUAGAAAAAAGGUUGGUGGUGGAAAUCCAGAAGAUGGUAAGAAAAUGAAGAAAGUUAGGCGGCAAGGACAAAAUGUGCUUGUGAGACAAAAGCUUCUGAAAGAGUUAAGUUGUCAAAUUUGUCGGAAGGUGAUGACUGACCCUGUUACCACCCCUUGCGCCCACAAUUUUUGCAAAGCAUGCCUGGAGGGUUCUUUUGCUGGCCAAAGUUUCAUGAGGCAGAGGACAUGUCAAGGCAGACGGACAUUAAGAGUGCAGAAAAACAUUAUGAAAUGUCCAUCUUGUACAAAUGACAUAGCUGACUUUCUUCAAAAUCCACAGGUUAAUAGAGAGUUGAUGGGUGUCAUUGAAUCACUACAACGCAGAGAUGCAGAGCUUGAAAAUUUUGACGAUUCUACUGAAGAAAGUGAUGGUACACAUGAGAAAACACAGGCGCUUGCUAAUACAGAAAUAUGCAAUGCAAAUAGUGAAAUUCUGGAAGAAGCCAAAGCUAGCAAUUUGAUGUUUCAAACAGAAACUAAUCCCCAGCAAACAUACAAGGAGGAGGCAAGUGAUGGAAAUGACAAGUCAAAUGUUGUCACGCAGAAGGAAGGGAUUUUGCUUGAACAACCUUAUAAUGUGAAUUGUGAAAUUGAAAUUGAUGCUAGCAACUCGGAAAUAGCUGACAGUAAAGAACAAACAACCACAGAAACAGUUGAGCAGACCUACAAGAGAAAAAAUACUAAUGAUGAAGGAAGCCAGCUAAUGGUGGAUGCUGCAGUUAAGUCCAGGAGCAAGAAGGCUAAAUUGAUGGUAGCAUAAUUUGAUUUGCAUGAACAUGCGCUACUGUAUAUAUUUAUAUGUGGUUGGUGUGAAGGUAGUUUAUCACAGUUUUUUAUAUAUUGUUUCACAGCUCUUAGGCCAAAGAUUCUGAACUAGUAUUACCGUGAAUUGUGAAUAAUGAGGCCUUGAAAACAUUGAUGAUAAAUAAGGAUGUCUAAUCUUACAAAUUAAGGUAAAUUUUUUAUUUUGGCCA